Messenger RNA from Rhododendron vialii, 1726 nucleotides. RefSeq lists its product as uncharacterized. NCBI's taxonomy places the organism in Eukaryota, Viridiplantae, Streptophyta, Magnoliopsida, Ericales, Ericaceae. Bases 180 to 1502 code for a protein of 440 amino acids. The transcript is spliced from 12 exons. The record is from RefSeq and is a predicted model, not a curated record.
AAGAACUCACAAAACGGACCAACGGGAGGUUCCCACUUCCAAACCAUGAAAUGGAGUCCUCUGUUUAAAUCUCAAACUAGGGCUUUUCACAGUAGCAAAGGCGGGAAACCAAGGGGAGAGGGACAAUAAGACAGAUCAAGGAUAGGGAAGAGAACGAGAGAACACCUCAAGUGGUGAAAAUGAGCGACCAUUCCGAUCCCUCUUCAGAAACCCUAGACCUUGACGCCAUUCGCAGUCGAAUUACGGAACUGAGAGAAAUCUACGGAAGUUCAAACGACGUCCCAGAAGAAAUGACCCUUUCUGAUUCGGAGGAACUGCUCAAAGACUGUGCUCUUCAGCUCACGAGCAAAAUAAAUCAGGUUCUGUCCGAGUAUUCCGACGAUGGGGCUCUGGCGGUUGAUGAUUUAGAUGCAUAUUUGGGACAAUUAAAGGAGGAUCUUAAUUCCGUGGAGGUUCAAAAUGCCAAAAUAUCCAGUGAAAUUGAGGAUCUUAUGGAGACGUAUGUAGAAGAUUCUCAUCGAUUGGAGAGUGAGCUUGAAGGGUUGUACUGUUCAUUGGACUCUAUUGCUUCCCAAGGUAUUGAGAAAGUAAAAGCUGAUGGACGUGCUGAUUGCCCUGCACAUGGGGAGGGGGAAUUGUCAUAUGCAAAGGAAGAUUACAAGUUUAAGAUGUUGGAACUUAGUCACCAGAUCGAGAAGAACAAAAUAACUCUAAAAUCGUUGCAGGAUCUUGAUUGCACUUUGAAAAGGUAUGAAGCCGUAGAAAAGAUUGAGGAUGCAUUGACAGGUCUUAAAGUAAUGGAAUUCGAGGGAAACCGCAUCAGGUUGACAUUGAGGACAUACAUUCGAACUUCAGAAAGCUUAUUGUCCCAACACAAAAUUGAGGAUAUUACUGAGCCAUUGGAACGCAAUCAUGAAUUGGUUAUAGAAGUUUUGGAAGGGACAUUGGAGCUAAAGAGUGUGGAGAUUUUCCCAAAUGAUGUAUACAUUGGUGAACUGAUUGAUGCAACAAAAUCUUUCAGGCAUUUCUUUUCAACUAUGUCAAUGCUGGAGAUGAGGUCUCCAUUGGAGUGGUUUGUAAGAAGAGUUCAAGAUAGAAUUGUUCUCUGCACACUAAGGCGAUUGCUGGUGAAGUUUGCAAAUAAGUCAAGGCACUCCUUCGAGUAUAUAGACAGGGAUGAGAUAAUAGUUGCUCAUAUGGUGGGAGGAGUUGAUGCUUUCAUUAAGAUGUCUCAAGGUUGGCCAGUAUCAAACAACGCUCUCAAGCUGAUAUCACUCAAGAGCUCAAGUCAGUAUUCGAAGGAAAUUUCAUUGAGCUUUCUCUGCAAAGUUGAGAUGUUUGUUUUUCCUGUUUUCCCAUUUUCCUACCAUUACCAGGAACUGGCAAACUCGUUGGAUGCGCAAAUCCGACAAAAUAUUUCAAGCUUUGUGGAUGCUGUUGAAAAAAUACUCAUGCAGCAAACGCGAGCAGAACUCCAGUCUGAUAAUAAUUCUGAGAGUUGACUACUUCUACAUACCAGAGCAAUGGUGGUUUCUCUAUUGGUAAUAGUAACCGGUAUAAUUUGAACUAUAUUUUCUGUGUGCAUUCUAUAUAAGGUUAGUCGUUGAUGUUCAUGAGCUCAUAAAGACUUUUAACUGGAUGCUCGUACAUCCUACCCAUGUGUGGUUGUCUGAGAAGAAUCACUGCAUUCAUCAAUAUCCAAUUUGAAAUUAUUAUUUUUUUGAAA